GAGAGAAAGGGUAAGGGUGACACUGAGAAGAGAACAUUAGUUAGUGAGAAGAAGAAGAAGAAGAAGAAGAAAAAGAAUAAUAAGAAGAAGAAGUGAACCAUAAACCCUUCUUCUGUUCCUUCUCAACGCAAAACUUAACCCUUCCUGAUAUUUCUUCGCUUAUGGCCACCGUCGACCCAAUCCAGAAUGGCACCGAUCAUUCCUCCGCCGCCGAACCACCCUCCACCACCGCUGCCUCCGACGACGCCAACCCCUCACCGGAUGCCGCUGCAGCCGAGAAGAGGUGGCCCGGUUGGCCCGGCCACUGCGUUUUCCGCCUCAUCGUUCCUGUCCUCAAGGUCGGUAGCAUCAUUGGUCGCAAGGGAGAGCUCAUCAAGAAGACCUGCGAAGAGACUCGAGCUCGCAUUCGCGUUCUCGACGGCGCCGUCGGCACUCCCGAUCGAAUCGUACUCAUAUCAGGGAAGGAAGAGCUGGAGGCACCUCUUUCUCCUGCAAUGGAUGCUGUUAUAAAGGUUUUUAAACGUGUCUCGGGAUUAUCUGAAAUUGAUGGUGAGAAUAAAGCAUCAGGGGUUGCAUUUUGUUCCAUCCGUUUAUUGGUGGCCUCAACGCAGGCUAUCAAUUUGAUUGGAAAGCAGGGCUCAUUAAUUAAAUCUAUACAGGAAAAUACUGGUGCUUCUGUUAGAGUAUUGUCAGGAGAUGAGAUUCCAUUUUAUGCUGCUGCCGAUGAGAGGAUUGUAGAACUGCAGGGAGAAGCCUUGAAGGUCCUUAAGGCUCUAGAAGCUGUAGUUGGGCACCUGAGGAAGUUUUUAGUUGAUCACAGUGUUCUUCCCUUAUUUGAGAGAACUUACAAUGCAACAAUCUCCCAAGAGCGCCAAGCAGAUACCUGGGUUGACAAACCAUCACUGCAUAGUGCUUCUCAACCUAGCAUUGUUGGUGAUAUUCCUCUUUCAACAAAAAGGGAUUCUCUCUUUGUUGACCGUGAAAGUCAAUUGGAUUCAUUGCUCCCUCCCUCCACGAUGUCACUAUAUGGGCAAGAUUCUUCACUUUCUGGUCUUCGAUCUUCGGCUAUUAGUCGCCCCAGUGCUCCUAUUGUUACCACGGUAAUACAAACAAUGCAAAUACCCCUGUCCUAUGCAGAGGACAUCAUUGGUAUACAGGGGACUAACAUAGAUUACAUUCGCCGUACUAGUGGAGCCAUAUUGACUGUGCAGGAGAGCAGGGUACCUGAUGAAAUCAUUGUGGAAAUAAAAGGCACCUCAUCUCAGGUUCAAACAGCACAACAAUUGAUUCAGGAAGUUAUAAGCAGUCACAAAGAAUCUGUCUCUAGUAAUUACAGCAGGUUAGAUACAGGGCUGAGGUCUUCUUACUCUCAGUUGGGCAGUUCAUCAUAUUCCUCAUCUUCCUUGUCAUCACAACCUUAUAGCGGGUAUGGAUCUUCUGGCCUAGGAGGCUAUAGUACUUUCAGACUUUGAAUUAGUCUCUCUAUGUUCAACGAUGACUUCAUUUUGAGCCAAAUUGUUCUAAUGGAGUCUCGUUGGAGAGAUAUAAUGCUGGAAUGUAUUAUGAAACCCCACUACAAUCACGUUUUCUUUUUUUGUUACCAUGUAAUUGGGUAAUUUUGGAUGUGGUUAAGAGUUGAAUAGUGCCAUAGAAAAUGUAAUGAAAUAUUUAACCAUUUUUUGAAUUUUUAGUUUUGUAGUGUAUAUGUGCAUUGAUUUAAAGCUUAUUCGCGGCAACAAUCGGGCUAUGAAACUAUAUUUUAUAUCUCUUCUGUGUUACUCUUUG
Molecule: messenger RNA, 1785 nt
Organism: Abrus precatorius (Indian licorice)
Lineage: Eukaryota; Viridiplantae; Streptophyta; Magnoliopsida; Fabales; Fabaceae
Product: RNA-binding KH domain-containing protein PEPPER-like
Exons: 6
Coding region: 162-1472 (436 amino acids)
Biological process (GO): regulation of gene expression
Cellular component (GO): cytoplasm; nucleus
Molecular function (GO): mRNA binding
Source: RefSeq, a predicted model, not a curated record